AUGGAUGUUAGCAGCAAGGAGGCUCUGAUAGAGGCCCCUCCGGACUACUCUCCUGUCGCCAGAAUCCCCUGCCUCUCCCCUCACCUCAAGAGACUCUUGAUCAUCGUGGUGGUGGUUGUGAUCAUAGUCUUGGUUGUGCUGGGUUUCCUCCUGAUGGGAUUGCACAUAUCUGAGAAGCACACGGAAACUGUUUUGCGAAUGACUAUCCAGGGCCUGGAUGGGGAAGGGUCCCCGCAACAGCUCUCCAUGAGUGGGAAAGAAAGGACAGGGACUUUCCACAUCAAGGCAGGGAUCAAUUCUUCAGCCACUGUUGUGUACGACUACCCCCACCUGCUGAUCUGCUACAAAUCCUGGCAAGGCCGAGCCUGCUACAUCACCAAGAUGGACAAGGAGAACAUUCAGGGCCUGGAUACCAUUGCCAAGGCGUUCCAGCAUCUCCAGCUCGAACAGGGUGAAGAGAUGGAGGAAGGGGGGUCCCCUGUGCCCCAGGCCAAUCGCUCCAUCCUGGGCACUACAGUUAACAUCCUCUGCAGCAACGUUCCCAUCUACUGGGCUUAGCAAGGGCUCAGGGCCCCGUGCAGUCUGAGCUCCGCGUCCCGGCAGUCACUUUCCAGUGAGAUGGGCAUGGCGCCCUUGUAUCCACAGCACUGGGGCUUCUCUCCUACAAUGAUGACUACGUUCCAUGUGCAAUCACUGCACAUCUGAGCCUAGGCUCAGGCCGUGGGCCAGCGGGUGGGUGGCUGCAUGAUCUCCAGCCAUUGCAAAGCUUUUGUUCUGUUGCCAUUCA
Molecule: messenger RNA, 787 nt
Organism: Caretta caretta (loggerhead turtle)
Lineage: Eukaryota; Metazoa; Chordata; Testudines; Cheloniidae
Product: surfactant protein C-like
Biological process (GO): respiratory gaseous exchange by respiratory system
Cellular component (GO): extracellular region; alveolar lamellar body
Source: RefSeq, a predicted model, not a curated record